CUUUCCAACUAAUGGAGAUUAUACGGCUUGAAUGAAACCGCAGCAACAUGAAAAGAAGUUGGCCAUUGAAAAUUGUGUCCGAUCUUUCAUCAUCAAAUCAAUCCAUGCCAUCGUACAGGCACGAAACGGCAUUGUUUACAACACCAACUGCAUCUCGGCGGUGGGGGCUCGAAACAAUCUCAUGGUCAAUAUUGAGGAGGACCCCGAGAUUGGUGCCACCAUCAAGCAAACUCUUGAUGCCGGGUUCCCAGUUCGUGUAAGGGAUGUUCUAAGCUUGGAGAUACUGACCGCCUGGCCAACCGGCGAACGCAUGGUCGUUGAAGUGUGGCGUUUUCGACUGGACACUGCCGACCGACUUAAUGUCUCCUCGGAGGAUGAUCAGUCAUCUCAAGCAUCUCCCAGUACUGAACAAGCGACUGCCUCAGGUACCACUACCGAUAUGGUUCAAACAAAUGAGGUUGCUGUGGAGGACCUUCGUCAAUCACGACUCUUUGAAAAGUUAGGCACCUUAUUGAAGGCGGUCAUUGUUGCAACACGGCUAUUACCGGCCUAUCGUUUGUCGCGCAGUCAAGACCCAUCAAAGUACCAGAUGUGCUACACACUGAGGCGCGGAUUGACGAACCUGUCGCGCUUAGGACCGAAUGCCAUGUGUCAACAAAUUGGUCGUCUGUUUUCCGGAUUGGCCGUCAGCCCAGUAAACAGUGAGGGUGCAGCGUCACAAGACACCCCCGAUUCAGCUGGACUCGUCUUCCUCAGUUGCACAGUGCAUUAUCGACCUACUUUCCCACCGUUCUCUGAAAUGGAGGCAAGGAUACGGACAAAGUCAGCACUGUUCUCCGACGAGGCGCCAGGUUCGGACGCGAAUCAGAACACCAAAAGGCCCAACCGCUUUUCACUCCCCUGCAAACCGCGUUCUCCAUUCGAUCCCUCCAGCUCGGAACUCGGUCACGCGAAUCGGCCUUUCUCUCGCGUACGGCCGGCGUUCUCCGACCACCACGUCGAUGAUCAUCUUGACGAAGAGAUUCAAUCUCAUGAAGCCCUCUUUCCUCCGGACUAUGGAUCCCCUCAUCGCCAAACGCACUUUUUUAACCUCUGGCCCAACGAGAAUGAAGUUGCUGUCGGAAAGGAGGAAGAUGAUUACCUGGGUCAAAACGAAGAACAUGAACAUUGCGACCGGUAUGUCAGUGAUCUCAACGAUACAAUUCAUCCGAAGUACCAGUCCAAUAAAACUCCAGAGGAUGAAGAGGCAGUUGAUCAUGCUACCAACACGAAUACUCCGCUUCAGCUACCAUUCAGCACUGUGGGAGUGAGCGGGGAUCGGUUGACGCAUCUAUUCGUGGAACUUCGUGAACGGGCCGAUUUGGAUUUAUUCCGAGUCCCUCUUAGCAAUCUUGGUUCCGGCGAUGCAUGCCCUUCCUCCCAAGUGCAAUCUUCUUUGUUUGAUGCCGAUGCUCUCAGUGACGAAUUGGAACGGCACGAAAAAAUCCUAAAGGAGUUUGACGACUUCGUGGUCGGCUUUUGCCACCUAGAAUCCUUUGGUCCCGAGAUUCGUCCUCUGGCUCCGAAUCCGCUAGCCACCGCCCUUCCAACCCACUACAAAACUGAGCAGUAGUAGACACCACCUUUACAUUCUUCCUCCUUGGAAGAUUCGACGUUCACCUUUGGGCAAAAAUGUGGCGUUUUCUGCAAUCAGUUGUCGCACUUUGCUUUCAAAUAGGGUGAAUUCAUGGUUUUAUUCCCCCAGAGCAUUCGCAUUCAUCAUUGCAUCAUUUUUGUGCGUUUCACACUGUGAUGUCGAGCAUUACCCAAAAUAUCUGUGUUUGCAGCUUUUCCAGUGUUUGUUUGUUGGUAUAUUGGCUGAGUAUUCUCUGUGCUAGACAAACAACUGGAUUGUUGACUUCUCACUUGGAAUCACAUGAACACUUACUUGAAUUAGUUGAUGUCAUUUUUUACCUUUCAUUUUCGAAGGAACGGACAUUACCCAGAUAAUGGUAGUUAAAUCUCUCCCUUGUCGUGAUAAAUUGUUUGUUUCUACUUUGCUACUUGUUCUUCCAAGGCUUUUCAUUGCACCAAACCACAAAUUUCGAGAGCAGCUGGAUUUUUGCAGCAUGGGCAUCACUUCCUUUACCUUUCAGGUUACAUUUACUACUCGCGUAUUGGAGAGUAGUAUGAUUAUUUACCUAAAUCACCUGACCGAUGCUUGCAUUUACUAGUCAACGAUUAUGUCGCGCGUUGCGCAUAUUUCAAGAUGUGCUGCUUGUCUGAAGACAUCAAUGUGAAUUAGAUCCAGCACUCUACCGUGAUAUGCUCCAUGCGGUGCUGGUUGAACGCAUAGUCCCGUUGCUUUCCCUUUCGUUCCACUAAUGCAAGUGGUUAUUCGGUUGAUUUUGUAUUCUUACACGCAUUAACCCAAUGCUGUGUGCCGCUGUUUUCCCAUCUGUUCCCCCUCCCUUGUUGUUACUCAUGUUACUUGGACUUUCUCUUUGUAGCAUUAAGUCUAUUGUUUCAUUCGACACCUUCUUAUUUGGCCAUUUCUUUCGGCCUAUUUCACAACAGCAUACACCACACAUUGGACACAAACAAUUCCAGUACCAUUCAUUCCACACUACUGUUCGUUAGUCUUAUUGUGAGAAGCGCUCUCAUUUGACACUCAUUGACAUGUUAUGCGUUGGCUUGUAAUACAAGGUUCUUCAUUCUUUUUUAAGUUUGUACAAUUAAUUUUCUCUUCACACUGGUAGCGCACUUGAGUGGAGCUUCCUUCCACUGUUAUCUGUUGAUUUCUGCGACAACUUAUCUUUUGGUUAUCUAAGCAUCUUUCAGUGAACUUUACUCCUUCAGUGUAUAUUAGCACAGUCUGAAUUUGCUUUUUCCCGCAGGAUCUGAAAUUCAAUUUUUCGCUCCGUAGUGUGCGGCUUCUAGUC
Dicrocoelium dendriticum is the source of this 2921-nucleotide messenger RNA. NCBI's taxonomy places the organism in Eukaryota, Metazoa, Platyhelminthes, Trematoda, Plagiorchiida, Dicrocoeliidae. The record is from the annotation of a GenBank genome assembly.